Messenger RNA from Cajanus cajan (pigeon pea), 1292 nucleotides. RefSeq names its product peroxidase 4. Gene Ontology annotation, biological process: response to oxidative stress; hydrogen peroxide catabolic process. NCBI's taxonomy places the organism in Eukaryota, Viridiplantae, Streptophyta, Magnoliopsida, Fabales, Fabaceae. The record is from RefSeq and is a predicted model, not a curated record. Gene Ontology annotation, molecular function: peroxidase activity; heme binding.
GAUAUCUGUGAUUUAAUCCACAUGUUGAUGUAAAGCUAUUAAAAAUGAUUAGGUGAGGGUGUGAGCUACCAGGUUGAUGCAUCAUGCAUGGUCUAUAUAUUGGAGAAGUACUCAUGUGCAAUAUUUCUCACACUAGAACAAGUUGAUAAGAAGAAUGGGUGUUUCUCCUUUUCGGACUUGUAAUUCUUCUUCAGCCAUUGUUGUUGCAUUAGUUGUGUUGCUGUUUCUUGCUGGGACCUCUUCGGCAAAUCUCUCAAACAACUUCUAUUCUAAGAAGUGUCCCAAUGUUUUCAGAACUGUAAAAUCUGUUGUUAAAUCUGCUGUGGCCAAAGAACCUCGCAUUGGAGCAUCUAUUCUUCGUCUCUUCUUCCAUGACUGCUUUGUUGAUGGGUGUGAUGGGUCAUUACUACUUGAUGACACUCCAUCGUUCCAAGGAGAGAAGACUGCAGCAGCUAACAACAAUUCUGUGAGAGGUUUUGAAGUAAUUGAUGAUAUAAAGUCUAAGGUUGAGAAAUUAUGCCCUCGUGUUGUCUCAUGUGCUGAUAUCUUGGCCAUUGCUUCUCGUGACUCUGUUGUGCUCCUUGGAGGGCCUUUUUGGAAAGUAAAAGUUGGAAGAAGGGAUUCUAGGACAGCAAAUUUCACAGCUGCAAACACUGGUGUUAUUCCACCUCCAACAUCUAACCUCAGCAACCUUAUCACAACUUUCAGGAAUCAAGGGCUCUCUGUUAGGGACAUGGUUGCCUUAUCUGGAUCUCACACAAUUGGCAAAGCAAGGUGUACUAGCUUCAGAAGCCGCAUAUACAAUGAGAGUAACAUUGACAGAACAUUUGCAUUGGCCAGGCAGAGGAGGUGUCCAAGGACUAAUGGCACAGGAGACAACAACCUAGCAGUUCUAGACUUCAGAACUCCAAACCACUUUGACAACAACUACUACAAGAACCUCCUCAUCAAAAGGGGACUCCUCCAUUCUGAUCAAGUUCUAUUCAGUGGUGGAUCCACUGAUUCAUUGGUCAGAACUUAUAGCCAGAACAACAAGGCCUUUGAUUCUGACUUUGUUGCUGCAAUGAUCAAGAUGGGGAAUAACAAACCCUUAACUGGCUCACAAGGGGAGAUUAGGAGGAACUGCAGGAGAGUGAAUUAAUUAGAAAAGACAUGUGAAUUUAUUUGUUGUGUUAAAACUGUGGGAAGUUGUUUGGUCAAUUGAGAUGUUUGAGUUGUUUCUCUUGUGGAUUGGAAAAUUGUGAAUUGCAAUUAGUUUAGUUUAUAUUGUACUCUAGUAAGUUGUAACUUCA